UUACGUGUUUAUAGAUCCAAGAUUAUUUAAUUUUUACACAAAUAUUAAUGCCAUUGAAGAUACAAGGAUAAUAAUAGAUUUUUUAACCUCGUCAACCCUUUUUAAUGCUAGUCUAAUACACACACAUUAAGUAGUUUUAAUUUAAGGUCGUUACCAAUUGAAUUUAAUUACUGUUCAAUGGUGAUUUUAAAUGAGCUUUAAAUUACAAAUUACAAUUAAAUUUCCAAUAAAAAAACAUUUGUUAAUGUUCAAAAUUUAACAGGCAAAGUAACGCCUCCAUAAUGGAUGAACAUUUAUAUAUUCACAUUGGGAGACACCCACUACUAAAACCAAAAGUAUUAAAAGAAUUCGUUUUAACUAUUUACCAUCAUUAAGUAGUGUAUAAUAGAAUCGGAAACAUUAUUAUAAAUACAAAAUGUUGCCUAGAUUUUUAACAAAAAAUUAUCCACUAGAUAAACAUUUAUUUUUAAUACCUCGUUUCGCCUUGAGUCUCAUAGGAUAUUAUCCGGAAUCAGAAAGGACUACUAAGGUGCAACUAUGGUCGUUCUUCAAUAUUGUAAUUUUGGGCUAUGGCUGUUAUGCGGAAUUUUAUUAUGGCAUUCACUACUUGAGCAUCGAUAUACCUUCGGCGUUGGAUGCUCUUUGUCCCGUGGCCUCAAGUAUUAUGUCGUUUUUAAAAAUAUUUUUCAUUUGGUGGUAUCGAGAGGAAUAUAAAUUUCUUAUAGAAAAAGUUCGUUAUUUGACGGCCCAACAAAACUCCAGUGGUAAAGUGCAAAUGAAAAAGAGAUAUUUCACAUUAGCAACACGCUUAAAUGCUUUGGUAUUCUUUUUUGGCUUUUGUACCAGUACUUCAUACACUUUACGACAUAUUGUCACUAAUACAUUUUUGUAUCUCAAAGGUCAACCCAUAAUUUAUGAGACACCAUUUAAAAUGAUGUUUCCAGAAGCUCUUCUUUCAAUGCCAAUUUACCCGAUAACUUAUAUAUUAGUCCAUUGGCAUGGAUAUAUAACGGUUUUAGCAUUUGUCGGUGCAGAUGGCUUCUUUUUGGGAUUUUGCUUUUAUUUUUCCACACUUCUGAAGGCCAUACAACAAGACUUGCAAAGUAUAUUGACUGAUAAUGGAACUAAAAACAAUUGCCGAUAUGACUCUGAGGAAAAGGUUUGCGCGGCCCUGGAAGAUAUAAUAGAACGUCAUAAUGAAGUUGCCGAGCUUACUGACAAAUUUUCCUUGAUAAUGGUAGAGAUAACAUUGUGUCAUUUUAUUACCUCAAGUAUAAUUAUAGCAACUAGUGUUGUGGAUCUUUUACUAUUUUCCGGUUACGGCAUUAUAGUCUAUGUCGUUUAUACUUGUGCCGUUUUAACUGAAAUUUUUCUAUACUGUUUGGGCGGAAAUACUGUUAUGGAUAGUAGCGAGGAUUUGGCCACGAAAGCCUAUAGCAGUGAAUGGUAUACACACAGUGUUAAAAUCCAAAAAAUUGUUUUGCUAAUUAUGGUACGUUCCCAACGAGCAAUUAUUAUAAAAGUACCAUUUUUUGCUCCAUCUUUACCAGCACUAACUGCGAUUUUACGUUUUACUGGUUCUGUUAUUGCUUUAGCUAAAUCUGUGAUUUAAAGAAUAAGUAAUUCUAGUAUUUAUAUUUAAUUUAUAUGUCAACAUAAAUGUAUUUUAUUUUAGAGCACAUUAAUAAUGAUUUUUAAACAUCUUAUAAAAUAUAUAUGAUAUUAUUGCGAAAUUAAGUUUACAAUUGAAAUUUAAUGGUAUUUAACGGUGAGCGUUUCAUGUGGUUGUCUAAGGAAACUAUGGAACUAUGGAAACUACAAAGUUCAUCAGUAUUGUAUAGAAAUAAAACUGACUUUGGUUAAAAGUAAUUAAGCGUAAUGAAAUAAAUUUGUUAAUAUUAAAAAAUAAAUGUAGUUCAUCAGUUAUUAUCUACAAUUGUCCUUUAAUGUAAAUGUCUAAAAUUAACUACAUUUGAAUUCAACAUCAGAAUAAUUUAUUUAGUAGUAUA
Molecule: messenger RNA, 2009 nt
Organism: Lucilia cuprina (Australian sheep blowfly)
Lineage: Eukaryota; Metazoa; Arthropoda; Insecta; Diptera; Calliphoridae
Gene: Or24a
Product: odorant receptor 24a
Exons: 5
Coding region: 416-1612 (398 amino acids)
Biological process (GO): detection of chemical stimulus involved in sensory perception of smell; sensory perception of smell
Cellular component (GO): plasma membrane
Molecular function (GO): olfactory receptor activity; odorant binding
Source: RefSeq, a predicted model, not a curated record